This is a messenger RNA of Perkinsus marinus ATCC 50983, 192 nucleotides long. RefSeq lists its product as hypothetical. The record is from RefSeq and is a predicted model, not a curated record. Gene Ontology annotation, molecular function: mRNA binding; histone pre-mRNA stem-loop binding. Lineage: Eukaryota; Perkinsozoa; Perkinsida; Perkinsidae. Gene Ontology annotation, cellular component: cytoplasm; histone pre-mRNA 3'end processing complex. The transcript has 2 exons. The coding region runs from base 1 to 192 and encodes 63 amino acids. Gene Ontology annotation, biological process: mRNA transport; mRNA 3'-end processing by stem-loop binding and cleavage.
AUGUCACACAGAGCGUCCAUGGAAAGGAUCCUGGCGCAGCGCCAGAAGCAGAUAGACCUGGCCAAGACGAGUCGAGGUUACCAGAAUUACUCUAAGCAUGUGCGGAAAUCGGAUCGCAAUCUCAAAGACCCGUUGCACCCGUCGACCCCUCGAGUGGACGGCACGGACUCUAAAAGAGCAUUCGAGGGGUAA